GGCGGCGCUGCAGAGAUGCGGCGGGUCCGGCGGUCGCGGGUGUCCCGAGCGGGAGGGCCUCUGGCUUUGGCGGCGGCGGCCCUGCUGGUGGCGGCGACGGGGGCGCUGGGCUGGCUGUUGCUGUGGCAACGCGGCCUGCCGGACUCGGAGCUGGGCGAGGCCGGCGGAGUCGCGCUCCCCUCGCAGCAGCCUGCCGAGCUCGCCCGGCGGCUCCUGCGCAGGCCCGUGUACGACAAGCCUCCGCUGGGCAGGGAAGCGGAGCUGGGCGAGCUGGGCCGGCCCGUGCGCCUGGAGCUGAGCGCCGCCGAGCAGCGGCUCCAGGAGGAGAGCAUCCGGAGACACCAGAUCAACAUCUACCUCAGCGACCGCAUCUCGCUGCACCGCCGCCUGCCGGAGCGCCGCCACCCCCAAUGCAGAGAAAAGAAGUAUGAUUAUUAUAACCUUCCAAAGACUUCUGUUAUAAUAGCUUUUUAUAAUGAGGCUUGGUCAACGCUUCUCAGAACAGUUCAUAGUGUUCUUGAGACUUCUCCUGACAUCCUUCUGGAAGAAGUUAUCCUUGUAGACGAUUACAGUGAUAAAGAGCACUUAAAGGAGGCUUUGGAAAACUAUGUGGCUAACUUGCGCAAGGUACGGCUUAUCCGGGCAAACAAGAGAGAAGGAUUGGUUCGAGCAAGACUGCUGGGAGCUUCUAUAGCAAAAGGGGAUGUGCUAACCUUUCUUGAUUGCCACUGUGAGUGCCAUGAAGAAUGGCUUGAACCAUUAUUAGAAAGAAUUAAAGAAGAGCCAUCAGCUGUUGUCUGCCCUGUGAUCGAUGUGAUUGACUGGAACACUUUUGAAUAUUUGGGAAAUCCUGGGGAACCACAGAUUGGUGGGUUUGACUGGAGACUGGUCUUCACCUGGCAUGUAGUACCCGAGAGGGAACAAAAACAGAGGAGAUCCGAGGUUGAUGUCAUCAGGUCUCCUACUAUGGCUGGUGGGCUCUUUGCAGUCAGUAAGCAUUAUUUUAGCUACCUCGGCUCUUAUGACACAGGAAUGGAAGUCUGGGGAGGAGAAAACCUUGAAUUUUCAUUCCGGAUCUGGCAGUGUGGAGGAAGUCUUGAGAUCCAUCCUUGUUCUCACGUGGGACAUGUUUUCCCAAAGCAAGCUCCCUACUCAAGGGCAAAGGCUUUGGCUAACUCUGUCCGUGCUGCAGAAGUGUGGAUGGAUGCAUACAAAGAGCUUUAUUACCACAGAAAUCCACUUGCGCGCAAGGAGCCUUAUGGAGAUGUGACAGAAAGAAGAUUUCUUCGAGAGAAAUUGAAAUGCAAGGAUUUCAAGUGGUACUUGGAUAAUAUUUACCCAGAACUCCAUGUGCCAGAGGACAGGCCUGGCUUUUUUGGGAUGCUGAAGAACAGAGGGAUGGCAAAUUAUUGUUUUGAUUAUAAUCCUCUUGAUGACCAUGAUAUAACAGGACGUGUAGUCAUAUUAUAUCCUUGUCAUGGCAUGGGACAAAAUCAGUUUUUUGAAUACACCUCCCACAAUGAAAUACGUUACAACACACGGCAACCUGAAGUCUGUGCAGCGGUUGAUCCGGGAUCUGAUUAUUUGAAAAUGUAUUUGUGCCAAGAAGGUAUCCAGAACAUUCCUGAAAAUCAGAAAAUUUUCUUCAGAGAGGAUGGAACGUUACUCCAUGUGCAGACCCAGAAGUGCAUACAAGCAGAAUCUAAUGCUUAUGAUGGCAAUUCAGCACCUUUAUUACGGCCGUGUUCCAAUUCAGAAUACCAGAAGUGGUUUUUCGAAGAAAGGAGCUGAUGUGGAACUCCACUAUUUUGUGCAAGAAAAUAAUUGAAAUGGAAGAAAGAAAACCUUUAUUUUUUUUAUGCAGAAGGGCUGCACUUUUCCUUUUCUACUUUCCUAGAAUACUAGCAGGCAUUGUAAUGUAUAUAUUAAAUUGGUACAGAUUUUCCCACAAAAGAAAUCCGUACCUUACUUGGCAGCUAUAUGACUUCUCCAAAAGUGUCCUAAUCCCCGCCCCCUGCCCCUGCCAAAAGGCCAUGUAUUUAUAUAAACCUGUUAGGUAUGGUAAUGAAAUGCAAACGAUUGCACUAACAUUUGACAACAUAAAUAUUUAUUUUUUUAGCAAGAUUUUCUGCAGUUGUGCCUCUCUAAGAGAUAUUAAAAUGGGCCAAAUUUUGCUGUGAAAUGUGUGAUUACAGAUUUCAAGUAGAUUUAUUUUCUGUGUAUACCUGACAUCUUAGUAUAGCAAACAUGGUGGCCUUCAGUUGAUGUUGGAUCUAGCUCCCAUCAGCCUCAGCCUGAAUGGCCUAUAGUCAUGGAUGAUGGGUGUUGUAGUCCAACAGUCUCUGGAGGCUACUCUGUUGGCUAUCCCUGCUUUAGGGCUAGUACAUUUGCUCAAACACUGGAGAACCAUACAGAUAGUACAUACUGGAAAUUCGACCAUAGGCAAUCAUAAUAUGAAAUAUCAAACAAUCAUGCUGUGUCAUGGCAUACUAGGUUAAAAUUACUAAUUGUUUAGUGAUUGAAAUUAGCCUUUUAAAAUAAAGCACCCAUCGUAAGCUUUAUUUCGGCAAAAAAAUGGUGAACUAGAUGUACUGGGGGCCUAUUUCUGGCAUACAGAAAAAUUAGUGAAGGGGAAAAGAAUUUGCAGGAGCAGAUUUACUAAGGGGUAAACUAUGUGUUGCACUGCAGCCAUGUGUCACAAAGCGCUGGCAGCCCCAUCUAUGUGGCAAAACACAUUCAGGUAGGGGCAGUUUGCAUCAGUUGAGGAAAGGCGAACAGUCAACCCUUUUCUUGCCGUCCUCUGAAGCUUCCCCUUCCAAUGUGCUUUUAGUAUUCAGAACCUGCAUUUAUCUCACAAAUAGGCCUGGAGCCCUCUAGGUACAAAGGCAGCUGUAGGGGUGGGAUGUUCUAGGAGGAGAGUUGCUGCAAAGGGAAGGGUUAAGCGUCUCAUUUCCUCCUGGCCUUUUUCUAAUGCAGAUCUCCACCUCUGGAAGGUGCUUUGCAAUGGAGAAGGAGAUAUUGGGUUUGUUUCAUAUGUUUGUGACGUAAUGGGUAGUUUGCCCCUGCUAAUUAAGGCAACCAAGGAUAGCAUUCAGUUUUAAAGCUUUUAAAAUAACUUAAAACUUUUUCUGUACUUCGUACAUUCAAGUUAUACUCAGAAUAGACCCAUGCAAAGCAGUGAACCUAAAUAAGUGAAAUAUUGCUAUUAAUGGGUUUGCUUUGAGUAUGACUUAGUUGAAUAUCACCCAGAGUCUUGGGUUUUAAAGAACCAACAAAACUACCUCAGACCACAAAUUUUGAACUGGGCUUUAAUCUUAUGGUACUUUUAAAUGUGAGGAUUUUCCUUUUGAAAAACAUGAUAGGAAAUGUCCCCAUGCUCUGCUAGCACGUAGCAGCCAACUUCAGUAAAGCAAAUAUUGCAUUAUACCAGAGGGUACCAGUUUACUAACAUAAAGUUAAGUAUACCAGAUUAGGCAAUUGAUACUAUGUUAAUACUAAAUUUCAGUAGCCAGCUUUCAUCACUGGUUCUCCACUAUGGAGAAGAAAAACUAACUGUAGUGGUUGGCACUUCAACACAAAGGGAUUUUUCUGCCUUGAGCCAUUCAUGUACCAAAUUUUUGGCUGCUCUACUUAGGGCAUAACCAAUCUUCAAGCCAUACAGUGCCAAAAUCCCACUUGACCUGAUAACUCCACUUAUCUGUGUGAUAGAAAAGAUGAGGUGUGAUAUCGGUGUGAGGAAUCCUGCACAGCAUCUAUACUUUCUUUUCCCCCCCUAGAUAGUUCCUAUACUUCUGUUUGUGUGCUUAAACAGAAGAUGGGGAUACUUUUCUUGCAGCUUCCUCACUUGAAAUAUUUCUCAACAGAGCAAGUGAAACUUACUUUGAGAGAGUGUGGAGGAUUGUAGCUUAAUCAGAAACAAUUCUUAGUCAGUGUUGAAUCACCAGUCUUGGAAUUUUUCAGGCAACAACAAUUGAUACAUUGCCAGUUUCCACAGAUCAAGCUUCAUCAUCUCAUACCUCUUUGUACUUCAGUUGAGGUUCGUCAACUUCAUCAGUGUCUUAUGAAGGAUAGCCCAAAGCAACACCUGCCUGGAUUGUCUGUUAUUUCAUCAGGUAUACACUAUGCUCCCUGGGAAAUAUGCUUCAGGAGUACCAUUUUCCACCAUUAAUCUCUGCCUCUGGUGUUUGCUGGGUAUAUCAGAGGAGAAGAAGAAGAAGAAAUAUAUGGGAAGCAGGAUAACAUGAAAGCAAAGGGGAGAUGCCAUCUGAAACAAUGCUGCAAACUUGGGGUGAAGCAGUAGCAUCUAGAUUCACUGAUGGUAUUUUUCUUGCAGCACCAAAAUUGCAUGAUUUUUGUUGUUGCUUUUCAAAGUGGUCUAUAAUUCUGAUCCAUAUCAGACACAGUUGACAUGCAUCAUGUGCUAUGAAAUUACACAGUUCUUGGAGGCUGCUUCUUCCUAAGUGCCUUAACAAUUAAGCAGUCUUAUUCUGUUGGAUAUACCGGGAUGUUUCUUCACCUUAUACUUUGAUUCGUGUUAUCACAUGGCUGUUGAAACUGUUUAAAAGUAUGAUAAAUGUUGUUUAGUAACUUUAUAAAUGAUAGUGAGACUGUUUUAUAAUGGUUAGAUAUCCAACUUUUUCCUAGGAAUGUGAGCAUAGGUGGGAGGUUUGUCUAAGACUGUAUAAAGUUCUGUGUUCAAUUAAUGUAGCGAGUACAAAAGCCAAUAAAAUAUUUGUUGAUUUGUCCUUCAA
Messenger RNA from Podarcis raffonei (Aeolian wall lizard), 4751 nucleotides. RefSeq names its product polypeptide N-acetylgalactosaminyltransferase 12 (gene GALNT12). NCBI's taxonomy places the organism in Eukaryota, Metazoa, Chordata, Lepidosauria, Squamata, Lacertidae. The coding region runs from base 16 to 1791 and encodes 591 amino acids. The transcript has 10 exons. The record is from RefSeq and is a predicted model, not a curated record. Gene Ontology annotation, cellular component: Golgi apparatus.